Acaulospora colombiana is the source of this 325-nucleotide messenger RNA. The record is from the annotation of a GenBank genome assembly. NCBI's taxonomy places the organism in Eukaryota, Fungi, Glomeromycota, Glomeromycetes, Diversisporales, Acaulosporaceae.
GGUCUUGAUUCCAAGAAUAGAAUACAGAACACAACACAUGCACCUGAGUGAGAAAACAUGUAAUGAUCUCACAGCCAUGUUUAGGAAAGUAUUCAAGAACAAGGCACUACUAAAAAGUCACAUAUCUGCACUUUUUUAUCAACUUAAUAAUAAUGAGACCUCUGGUAUUGCUACCAUAAUUAGACUGAAACAAAGUCAAAUCAAAUGUUGGGAGCCAGGUAAUAUCCUAAGCAAUUCCAUCAACUUUUACAAACUGAUAAAAGGAAACCUGGCAGCUAUGAUACUGGCACUGGCAAAAAGCAUACAAGUCACUUUUCAAAGUUGA